Cheilinus undulatus (humphead wrasse) is the source of this 9124-nucleotide messenger RNA. It is a transcript of the gene kidins220b, whose product is annotated as kinase D-interacting substrate 220b. The record is from RefSeq and is a predicted model, not a curated record. Gene Ontology annotation, molecular function: protein binding. The coding region runs from base 174 to 5420 and encodes 1748 amino acids. NCBI's taxonomy places the organism in Eukaryota, Metazoa, Chordata, Actinopteri, Labriformes, Labridae. The transcript is spliced from 29 exons.
AAAGAUGGCUGCUGUUGUUGCGGAUGGAGAAUGAACCCAGGCUGUCAUCCAAACACAGGCCGAGGAAACGGAGACAAACUCGCCGUGAAACGGGCCUCAAGACCCGAACCAAGAGCAUUUAUACCGAAUCCGAUUCUUUUCUGAAGUAGGGGGCGCAGUAACAGACCGCAGACAUGGACACCACCACGUCCAUCAAGAUGACCACUCUGGCCAUCCAGAACCUGUUCAGCUACGUGGAAGAGGAAAACCUCUCCGCCCUUAAAGCUCACCUGGACCGCUUCAAGGAGGUGGACGGACGCAGUGACAAUGGUCAGACACCCCUCAUGCUGGCGGCUGAACAGGGCAGUCUGGAGAUCGUCCAGGAGCUGAUCAGGAGAGGAGCUAACGUCAACCUGGAUGAUGUGGACUGCUGGUCGGCAUUGAUCUCUGCAGCGAAGGAAGGUCAUGAGGAUGUGGUGAAGGAGCUGCUGGAAAACAGCGCCUACAUCGAGCACAGAGACAUGGGCGGCUGGACGGCUCUGAUGUGGGCCGCUUACAAAGGACGUGUGGAUGUCACCAAUCUGCUGCUGGAGCACGGAGCCAACCCCAACACUACCGGACAGCAGUACAGCGUGUAUCCGAUCAUCUGGGCUGCGGGUCGAGGACACGCCGACAUCGUGAAAAUACUCCUGCAGAACGGAGCCAAAGUCAACUGUUCUGACAAGUAUGGGACCACCCCGCUGAUCUGGGCCGCCAGGAAGGGACACUUCGACUGUGUGAUGCACCUGCUGGAGAAUGGAGCCGAUGUCGACCAGGAGGGGGCGAACUCGAUGACAGCUCUGAUUGUGGCGGUGCGUGGCGGCUACACUGAGGUGGUGAAGGAGCUGCUAAAGAGGAACCCGAACGUCAACAUGACCGACAAAGACGGAAACACUGCGCUCAUGAUCGCCGCCAAGGAGGGCUACACCGAGAUCGUCCAGGACCUGCUGGACGCUGGGACGUACGUCAACAUCCCAGACCGGAGCGGGGAUACGGUGCUGAUCGGAGCAGUGAGGGGGGGUCACGUGGAGAUCGUCAGAGCUUUGCUUCAUAAAUACGCCGACAUCGACAUCAGAGGACAGGAGAGUAAAACUGCGCUGUACUGGGCCGUAGAAAAAGGAAACGCCACCAUGGUGAGAGACAUCCUGCAGUGUAACCCCGACACUGAGACCUGCACCAAGGACGGAGAGACGCCGCUGAUCAAAGCGACCAAGAUGAGGAACAUCGAGAUCGUGGAGCUUCUGCUGGAUAAAGGAGCCAAAGUUUCGGCUGUGGACAAGAAAGGAGACACGCCUCUCCACAUUGCCAUCCGUGGGCGAAGCCGCCGUCUGGCUGAGCUCCUCCUCAGAAACCCCAAAGAUGGCCGCCUGCUUUACCGGCCCAAUAAGGCGGGAGAGACCCCAUACAACAUCGACUGCAGCCACCAGAAGAGCAUCCUGACGCAGAUCUUUGGAGCGCGUCAUCUAUCCCCCACAGAGACAGACGGGGACAUGCUGGGGUAUGAUCUGUACAGCUCUGCCCUCGCCGACAUCCUCAGCGAGCCCACCAUGCAGCCGCCUAUCUGUGUGGGUCUGUAUGCUCAGUGGGGCAGCGGGAAGUCCUUCCUGCUCAAAAAGCUGGAGGAUGAGAUGAAGACAUUUGCUGGGCAGCAGAUCGAGCCGUUGUUUCAGUUCUCCUGGCUCGUGGUCUUUCUGUCUCUGCUGCUCUGUGGCUCUGUCGCCGUCGUCCUCGGCUUCACCGUCGACCCAAAGCUCGCCAUGGCUGUGUCGCUCAGCCUGCUCGCUCUGCUUUACCUCUUCUUUGUGGUGGUGUACUUUGGUGGGCGCCGUGAGGGUGAGAGCUGGAACUGGGCGUGGCUUAUCAGCACUCGUUUAGCACGUCACAUCGGGUACCUGGAGCUGCUGCUGAAGCUGAUGUUUGUAAACCCGCCUGAGCUGCCAGAGCAGAGCACCCGAGCACUUCCUGUCAGGUUCCUCUUCACCGACUACAACAGGCUAUCAAGCGUAGGAGGAGAGACGUCAAUGGCUGAGAUGAUCGCCACUCUCUCUGACGCCUGCGAGAGAGAGUUUGGCUUCCUCGCCACGCGUCUGUUCAGAGUGUUCAAGACGGAGGAGACGCAGGGAAAGAAGAAGUGGAAGAAGACGUGCUGCGUCCCAUCAUUCAUACUCUUUGUCUUCGUACUCUCCUGCCUGCUCACCGGCAUGGCGCUGCUUGCCGUCUUUAAGGUGGACGGGGAUAACCGCACGGUAAACGCCGUGCUGAUCGCCAUCGGCAGCGUGGUGGGCCUGGCCCUGCUGCUGAAUGUAAGGACCUGGUGGCAGGUGACCGACUCUGUGCUGAACUCGCAGAGGAAGAGGCUCCACAGCGCCGCCAACAGGAUGAACAAGCUGAAGAGCGAGGGCUUCAUGAAGGUGCUGAAGAACGAGGUGGAGCUGAUGGCGAGGAUGGCGAAGACAAUUGAUAGCUUCACGCAGCAUCAGACAAGGCUGGCGGUGGUCAUUGACGGUCUGGACUCCUGUGAACAGGACAAAGUGCUGCAGAUGCUCGACACGGUGCGAGUGCUGUUCUCCAAAGGCCCGUUCAUCUCCAUCUUCGCCAGCGACCCUCACAUCAUCAUCAAGGCCAUCAACCAGAACCUGAACAGCGUGCUGAGAGACUCUAACAUCAAUGGACACGACUACAUGAGGAACAUCGUCCACCUGCCCGUCUUCCUCAACAGCCGAGGACUCUCCAGCGCUAAGAAGAUGUGUUCUGCUGCGCCUGCUAAUGGGGAUGCAGCCAACACAGAAGCAGGCUGGCAUGAGGAGUUGGACAGGAAGUUAUCUCAGCACAGUCUGGGAGAAUUAACCAAGUUUGGCAGCAAGACGACGCUAAACCGCAGGGACACACACCGGCGUCGUCAGAUGCAACGCUCAGUGACUCGCCAGAUGUCAUUCGAUCUUACGAAGCUGAUGGUGACGGAGGAUUGGUUCAGUGACAUCAGCCCGCAGACCAUGAGGAGGCUGCUCAACAUCGUGUCUGUCACAGGUCGUCUGCUGAGAGCCAAUCAGAUCAGCUUUAAUUGGGACCGUCUGGCGUCCUGGAUCAACCUGACUGAGCAGUGGCCCUACAGGACAUCCUGGCUCAUCCUGUACCUGGAGGAAACUGAUGGAGUCCCCGAUCAAGCCACACUCAAGACCAUCUAUGAGAGAGUUUCCAAAAAUAUCCCAACCACAAAAGAUGUGGAGCCGCUGCUGGAGAUCGAUGGAGACGUUCGCAGCUUUGAGGUCUUCCUGUCAUCCAGAACUCCCGUCCUGAAUGCCAGAGACAUCCGCACAUUUCUGCCCUGCACAGUCAACUUGGACCCAAAACUGAGGGAAAUCAUUGCGGAUGUUCGAGCGGCUCGUGAGCAGAUGAACAUGGGCGGGGUUUCCUACCCCCCUCUCCCCUUGCAGGAGGCUCAGCCCCGCCCCACCUCCGUCUACUCUCAAGUGUCGUCAGCGAUCUCGCCAUCCGCCUCUUUCACCGGUCCUUUCAACCAGUCAGCAGGGGGCGUAGUCUCCCCACAGCCUCACAGCAGCUAUUACAGCGGCAUGGCUGGACCGCAGCACCCCUUCUACAACAGGCCAUAUUUCCCCCAUCACCUUUACCAGCUGCCCCGCCCACUCGUGGCCACCUCCUACACAUCAUACUUCCAUCCACGCCCACCACGCAAAAACUCCCUCAGCCGGGACGCCGUCACACCCGGCUCGGCCUCUGUGGUGUCUGGCACUCCCGCCAUCCUUCUCAGCUCCAUGACGACAGAGGCCGUCUGUGAGCGCGUGCGACAGAUCGAAGGCAUCGACCAGAGCAUGAUGGGACAGUACAGCGCCACGAUCAGGAAGGCGAACGUUAACGGCAGAGUUUUGUCUCAGUGUAACAUCGACGAGCUGAAGAAGGAGAUGAACAUGAACUUUGGAGACUGGCAGCUCUUCAGAGCCACGGUUCUGGACAUGCGUCUCAUAGAGAGCCAGGUGCUGCAGGAGGAAGUCGCCAGCGAACAGGGCAGCAUGGUGGGCGGUCACAUUGAGACAGGAAGGCGAGCUGUGGCUCCGCCUCACGCCGGUGCCGCCAACACAGACGCUUCACCGAUGUACAGCUUCAACCUGAGCUUUGAGGAGCUGAGCAACGUAGGGCUGGACGAGCCAGCGAGACAUGGGAACAUGCAGUGGAUGGGUGGCGCUCACAGAACCGCCAGCAUGACAAGCCUGAACUCUCAGGAGUCAUCCAACGACAUCGCCAAACUGACCGACAAACAGCAGGCCGAGUAUCGCAAUGCCUACCAGGAGUACAUUGCCCAGAUGGCUCAGCUGGAGAUGGGUGGCGGUGGCGGGGAGCGACCUGUCCAACCACAGCCGGGUCAGUUUAUGACAUCAUCAUCAGAGGACAAGAACAAGGAUGGCAGCGAGCAGGAUGCACGCAAGUCUUUCAACAAGAGGAGCAGCGCCAAACCACCCGCUGACAGCACCGACUUCUCCGCCAAUGGGGAUGCUUUAGAUCCCAUCACCGAGGAGGAUGAGAAGGGCGAGCACGGGUCAUCCAAAUCUCUGCUGACCCGCAAGACCUCAGCAGAGAGGGGCGGGCUGUUCCAGGGCGCUGCUGACCUGAAGCUGAAGGCGGCGGGCGGCCUGCGCUACCAGAAGUUGACCAGUGAUGACGAAGAGUCCGAGGAGUCUGACAACGCCCCGCUGCUCAAAGACGGGAAGAAACCAGUUGACCCAAAACUCCCUGGAGGAUCACUGGCACUGAAGGGGAAGGACUACCUGUCAGACGCCAUGUUGGAUAAGAAAGACUCGUCCGACUCCGGCGUGCGUUCCAACGAGAGCUCACCAAACCACUCGCUGCAGGAUGAAGAGGCAGACCUGUCCCAGCUGGAGAGGGCCAACCUGAUCGAGCUGGAUGAAGAGAGCCAGGCCAGGAAGCGAGGCGUUCCCAGCAGCCUCAGCGGCCUGCAGGACCCGGCCGUCGCCCGCAUGUCCAUCUGCUCUGAAGACCAGUGCAGCCUGCUCGCCAGCUCGCCCGAGGACACCUGGCCCUCAUCCAAGUCCUUCAACCUGAACCGCACGCCAAGUAACGUCACGCUCAACAACAACACCAACGCCCAGCACGCCAACCGAGCACGCCCCCCCGCAGAGGGUUCCACCUCCUCCUCCUGCAACCCCGCCUCUUCCACCACCUCCUCCUCCAGUGACGCCAUUAUCUCCCCGACCUCCGGCACCGCCUCCACCACUUCCUCCAUCACCGCCACCCGACCUGGGCCGAACAACGAGAACGUCAGAGUCGUCCACCUGAAGAGGGGGCUGAAACCCGGAGACCCGCCUGAAAUCUGCACCGUCUCCUCAGACACCGUCACCUUUGGCGAGGAGCGGGAGAGCAUCCUGUGAGCUCAGCGUGGUCAACCACAAGCAUCAGGAGACGGUCUGCAGAAACAAAUCGUUUGAACUAGGGCUGUCAAGAUUACAAUUUAUAAUUGAGACUAAUCUCUAAAUUCCUGCAGUUUAUUGAAGUAAAUGACAGAAUUUUUAAGUUGGUCACAAUUGAUAUCUCAGAAAAUCUGAAGUUAAUUGUGAUUAAUCUCAGAAUUUCUGAGUUAAAUUAAGAUUGAUCUCUGAAUUUUGUGGUAAUUGAGAUUAAUUUCAGUUUUCUAGAGUUUUGUUGGGAUUUAGCUCAGAUUUUCUGUAGUUAAUUGCAGUUUUAAUCGCAGAAUUCCUAUGGUGUAUUGGGAUUGAUACAUUUUCUGUGAUUUGUCAUGAUUGAUUUCAGAAUUUCUUUUGUAAAUCACAGUUAUCCUCUGAAUUUCUUUAGUUGAUCGCAGAAUUUCUGUGGUUUGUCACAAUUAAUCUCAACCUUUCAGUGAAUUGUUGCAAUUUAUCUCAGAAUUUCUGCGUUUAAAUCACUACCAAACUGAGAAUUUCUUUGGUUAAUUGCUAUUGAUCUUGGAAGUCCUGUGUGAAAUCAUAAUUAAUCUCUUAAUUUCUGUGGUUUGUUGGGAUUAAUCUCAGCAUUCCUGUGGUCAGUUGUGAUUUUGUAGUAAAACCCAGUUAAUCUCAGAUUAUUAGUCUUAUACUUUUGUGGUUUGUCACAAUUUAUCUCAGUAUUGUAAACAUGAUUAAUCACAGAAUUUUUGUAGUUAAUUACAAUUAAUCUCAGACUUUCUGGGGUUGAUUGCGAUAUAUCUUAGAAUUUCUGAGGUUAAUCAUGACUAAUCUUGAGUUUUUCUGUAGAUCCUGCGAUUAAUCUCAGAAUUUCUAUCUUUGAACACUAAUAAUCUCAGGAUUUAUGUGAUUGAUUAUUAUUUAUCUCUAACUUUCCGUGGUUUGUCACAAUUUCUGUGGUUGACUGCAGUUAAUCUCAGAACUUCUAUGGUUGAUCGCAAUUAAUCUCAGAAUUUAUGUAGUUAAUUGUGAUUCAUCUCAGAAUUUCUGUAGUUGAUUGCAGUCAAUCUCAGACUAUCUGGGGUUGAUUUUGAUUAAUCUUAGAAUUUCUGUGGUUAAUCGUGACUUAUCUUGAGUUUUUCUGUAGAUGCUGCAAUUAAUUUCUAUCUUUGAAUGCUAUUAAUCUCAGAAUUUCUAUAGUUAAAAUUGGAUUCAUUUAAGGAUUUCUGUGGUUGACUGCAAUUAAUCUCAGAAUUUCUUUGGUUUGUUGUGAUACACAUUAGAAUUUCAGUAGUAAAAUGUGAUUAAUCUUAGAAAUGUUUGUGGUUGAUCAUGACUAAUCUACAAUUUUUUCUGGAGUCGCUGAAAUUAAUCUCAGAAUUUCUACCACUGACUGCUAUUAAUCUUAGAAUUUCUGUGCUUUAUUGCAAUUAAUCUCAGAAUAAUUGUGGCUGAUUGCGAUUAAUCACAUAAUUUCAACCCCUUUUUAAACACCAUUAGUCAUUCUGGAUUGUUCUACUGUCUUAAACUAAGGCUAAUUGACUUCCUGUUUGGAUACAGACCUCCUUUUACAGGUAGAUUAAACAAUAAAGCAUGAAAUUAAUCACAAUUUAAAAUAUCUACUACUUAUGGGUCUCAGUUAGUUGCGAUUAAUGUCAUUAAUCUUGACAGCCCUAAAACUUGCAGAUUGCAAUUUUAAAAAUUGGUGUUAAAAGCUAAAAAAAUGACAACCUUACCUCUUACAUGUGGAGAAAACAUCACGGGUCAGCUCCUGUUUAGGCUGAAACUCAAAUAUUCUCGAUGUUAAAACACUAAAUUGUGGGCUUGAAGAGGCCGUCUGUGUUGUUGUAGUUUCUGUCUUUGCUAUGAUCAGUUAAUCAGUGUUCAGUUAGCUGCAUGAUAAAUAAACAACCUAGUCAGUAGAAAUAUGUAGGAGUGGAAUAGAGACGUGACUGUAACGUGAAGGCGCUGCAUGUUGAUGAUGUUGUGAUGUCUCCAGGAAUCAACGUUUAAAUAUUUAGAUGCUUUGGAAGUUUAAAAACACAGCUAAAGAAAAAAACAACCUUAAAAUCAGAGAAAAUUUGAUCAGAAAUAUUUAAAUAAAAUCAGACUUUUAUCAAAGGAAAUCUAUUUAAUUUGAAAACAACCAGGGCGGUUUCACAUUUAGGACCUGGACAUUUUAUUGUGAAGGUUAAACAGUUUGUGCUGCUAAAAUGUCAUCAUUAAUGAUUAUGAAAAUAAAUUUAAUAUGAAGCUCUAAAACUGAAGUCAAACCGACCAAUCAGAUGUCAGCAUUCAGACGUGUGCAGGAUUAAAUCUUUACUGUAGAUGUUUGAAAAUAUCGUAUAGAGUUCAUAAAAACAUCAGAAAAGUUCGAACAAGGUCAUGAUUUACUUACAAUUAGAAAAAAAGGACUAAUUCUGGACAUGGUUGAAACUUUAAGAUUCACUGUGCUUUUAUUGUGAAAGCUGCUGUGCUUUUAUUGUGAAGGCAGUUGAGUUUCUCACACACUCAGCUCUGAUUUCAAAGCUGUUCUGUUUGGGUUUUUUAAUCACAUUCACCAGGUCAAAAUUGAAGGGAGCAUUAAAAUAUAAAAGCUGUAAUUUAGCAAGAUUAAAAAUGAAAUUUUUAACAAGAUUAUAGUUACAUUUUAACAAGAUUUCAGUUGCAGUACAAUGAGAUCAUGGUCUUGGCUUUACCAGCUUAAAGUUGCCCUAUAACAAGAUUAUGGUGGUAGUUUUAUGAAAGGAAAGCCAGAUAGUAGUCCUAAUUUUACAAGAUUAAAGUCAAUGAAGUCGGAAUUUGUUUAGGAUUAUGGGUGCAAUUUUAAAGCGUCUUAUUUUACAAGACAAUGCUGAUUAAAGUCGUACAUUUACAUCCACAUUAAUGAGACAUUUGACAGUAUAGUCCAUGAAAUGUUGACCUUUAAAAUACUUGUGGUUGAACGCCCCUCAUUGGUUUUUAUGCUUAGAUUACAACUGAACAAUCAUUCUGACUUUAUUCUCUGAAAAUAUAAUCUAAAAGUGUCCAACUUUCCUAAAACAUUGUUUUAAAAAGAUUAAACAAAGGGUUCUAAGAAAAUUCCAAUGAAAAAAUGUGAAUGUAUAUUUUCUGACGCUGUUAAAACAAGGUAAAGUAAAACCAUGCUGAGUGUGUGAAAACGCUGCUGAUCUGUCAGUAUUAUUUAUUAACUUGCAUCACUGUUUUAGUGUUUUUGUGACGUUUUAUUGUGACAAAGAGCCGAACGAACAAAUCUGUGAUCGUGUUGAUAUGUUGUGAAGUCCAGACAGAGAUGAUACUGAGGUUUAAAUUGAUCCGUUGGUCAAUAAAUUCACCAAUCAAUCGAGUAUUAAAGAACAGGAUUGGGCAAAGUUUUCAUAGGAUUGAAAAGAUAAGUGCCAAAUUAUUACAGAAUAAAUGAAAAACAAAAAUUAAAACAAAGAGUAGAACAAAUCACUGCAUGCCAUGUUGCCUCAAAUAUUGUUUUUAAAAUUAAACAGAUAAUGAAAACUUUUAAGAACAAUAAAAUAAAACCUAAGAAUGAACGUUUAAAAGAAAACAUCUUCAGGUUAAUUAUCAAAAAAAGUUCUCAGUAUCAGAGAUGUUGUGUUUGUGUGUCGUCUGUAAAUCUGCAUGUCCAUGUUUGAGUCCUUGAAGCUCUAAAUAUGAAUUUACUGUGCUAACAUGAACUCAAAUAAAACAUUGAUGUUAAA